This is a messenger RNA of Belonocnema kinseyi, 2091 nucleotides long. RefSeq lists its product as uncharacterized. The record is from RefSeq and is a predicted model, not a curated record. Lineage: Eukaryota; Metazoa; Arthropoda; Insecta; Hymenoptera; Cynipidae. The transcript has 2 exons. Bases 107 to 1603 code for a protein of 498 amino acids.
UCCUGCUCAUUCAGUUCCUAACAGUUCGCAAUCAGUGCUCUUAAAUUCACAAGUAAAAGUUGUAAAAGUGAAAUAACAAAUUAUCGGAGAGAUUCAAUCAAGAAAAAUGGCGGGGAAACGGCAAAGGAAGAGUUGGCGCCGGAAGUUGCUGGAGGAGGAUUCGGAGGAGAAAUUGAUGGAGAGGAGGGCUGCACUACAAAAGAUGCUGAUUCAAAUGGAGAGCGAAGAAAGAUACAAUUUUACUGAUACUUCAAAUGGGGAAAAUAGUGAAUCCGAAAUGAAUCAAAGAACGAGACUAGGCUCUCCAUUUCCAACCGCUCGUUCAUUAUCACCAGACAGCGAAAGUUGCGAUGAAGUUAAUAAAUCGGGCCAUCACGGAAAUUGGAGAAAACAGUCCGGCCAUCACGACAAUUGGGGAAAUAAACCCUUUUAUUGUUUGCCAGUUAACAAAAUGCAUCCAUCGACAUCCAGUGGAUACUCAAAAGGUUUCGAUUCCACCUAUUGUAAGCGACGAGAAACUCGAGAAGAUGCAGAUCUUUUCAAAAAUCUUCGAAGAUCAAAAGAAAAAAGUCUUUCAGCGAAACCCCCGGGAGAAGAUGUUUGGAUACCACUAACGUUCUUGGAUCCAUUUCAAAAAUAUGUCGCAAGCGAUCCUGUCGAUCAAAAAUCUGUGUCGAGACCUAAAAAUCCAGAUCUUCGGCGUCGGGUUACAAAAGAUGAAAAUGCGUCAGAAGAAGUGUUUGAUACCGAAGAUUUCGAAGCUAAAGAUCCCCCUAAAGAAGUGAAGAUCGAGCAUAAAAGUAAAAAAAGAAGGGACAGAAAGACCGAGCCAUCAAGAAAAUUAGGAAAAACCUCGGGAAUUUCCGAGUCAUUUUCGAAAAGAUUGAAACAAGAAGUGAAGUUGGAAAAAAUUGAGAAAAACGGUUCUGAACCGCCAAGAAAAGCAAGAAAGAUCGAGAACCCUUCGGAAAAAACCAGAAAAGAGGUCAACUCUUUUGUAAAAUUGGAAACAUCUGCAGAAUUGAAUUUCGAUUCGCGAUCUAGAAUUCUGGAACGAGAAGUAUUGGAACGGGUGAAACAAGAAGUAAAAGUAGAAAAUCUUUCAGAAGAAGUUCAGGGUUCAAGUACCGAAGAUUUCAAUCCCCUGGGAAUAAUUCCGACGGACUUAUUAUUUAGUGCGUGUGUAUCAAUUGCAGCGGAAAUCCCGGAAGAAGCUUUCAGAUCUCUGAAAAAUCUGCAGACUCCUAAAUUGGAAGCGAAGGUUGAAGAGCCGGACGUGAUAACAAUAGAGGAUGAAAAUAUCGAAAAUUCAAUAUCAUCUUCCAGAGAAAGACAAAUGGAUGAUGUGAGAGAGAGCAGUAUUGAUGAUUCCGAAUCCGUUGCGAGUAAUGACAACAUUUUCGAGGCAGUCGUUAAAUCUCUGAUUGAAGAAAAGCUUCAGGAAUCUCUGGAGGAAAAUUCAAGAGAUAAUUCAAGAGCCUCCUCCGAGGAGAAAAAUGAAAAUAAUGGAAGGAAGAAAAUCGAUUUCGGUGAAGAAAUCGAGAAAUUUACGAUAAAGCUCAGAAUAAUUAAAAGUGUUGAAGAAAGGAUGAAAGAGUAUUAGUUUUACGUUAAGAUGUUAUUUUAGGAAAAAAUGUUCAGUAUGUGAAACUCUUGUUUCAAGAGGGCAAAGACAUAAAAAAGACUGUUUAAGUGUUCAACUAGUUUUUGAGUUUACUUAAUUACCUGAGAUGUAAGUUUACGAAAAAGUGAUGUAAGCUGUGAAAUACUAAUUUGGUUAAGUAAUUAUCUUUAAAUAAUAGUAGUUGAACUACUUGCAAAGACUAAUGUUUGUAUCGAUUUUUCAAUAAUAUAAUACCUAAUAUAAUGUUUAAAAAAAUGACAUAAAACAGUAUUAAUAUUACAUAAAUGCCUACUACGUUAUCCAAUUCUGCUUUUAAAAUUUAAGCAGAUAAUUUUUUAUUAUGUAAUUUAAAUAAUUAUGAUUACAAAAUUCUUAUAUUUUAAGUUCCUGUAAAUCCAGAACGAUCAUGAAAUAUUAUUUUCAAACUGUAUAAUUUCUGAAAGUCUUUAUUAACGAAUUAUAAAUAU